UCAACCCUCGCGCGCACACAGCAGAAAAGAGAGAGAGAGAGCGCGAGCGCCAUGGGAGGGGGAGCGGAGACUUUACUGAAUCUUGAAGUGAAUUCCUCGAUCCCCAUCUGUUACGGUUCGUCCUUUGGCCCUCAUGAUGAACUUAUCCUCUUGGAAGUCGACGAUGCCCUCCUCCCCCAAUUCCUCGAUGACAGGGUUGUAAUCAGAGGCGAACCCGAUGAAGAAGCUGUUCUUUGUACAUCUUCUAAAACUUAUGCUCUUAAGUUUGUCAGCACCUCGAAUUCAGUCUUCCUUGUGCCCCCUAAAGGUUGUCACUCAGUCGGAGCAGAGACUGAAACAGAAAUCGAUGUAACGGAUUCAGCAGCAUCUGUCGUCAAACUUGCCCCUGGACACAUGGAGCUCAUGCUUGUGGCGCCGAAGCUUGAGAAGCUUAAGACCCUGCUGAAACAGAGAGUGUACAAAGGGGAUUCCGAUGACUGUGAGUCUGAUAGCAAGCUUGGGUUGUAUACAUGGCAGGACUUGGCUGAUAGAAUUCAGGCCAGUGAUGAUGAACUGAGAGAUGGUCUACGAGCAAUUUCGGCGGUGGAGAUUGAUGGGUACUGGAGAUUGGUUGAUGAUGGUCUGAUGGAAGAUUUGCUGACGAUGAUGUUCCGUAAUUUGGACAUCCAUGGUUGGUUAUCUAAUGCUCUUCGUGAAGAAGAGGUUCUGCCCGUUAUGGUUGAUGAUGGGUAUAGUCCAACACUUGUGCUUCAUUGCUUGAACACUAAUGGAAGCAAGGAAGAGAAGGAAGAGGGUCAUGUCUGGUGCCUGAACGAAAGGAUAGUGGCUGUGUUCUAUGGGCGGAGAGUUCUUGGCAGAUGUGGUAAGAGGAAGGAAGUGGACUUCAUGGAAGAAUGGAAGCGAACAGUUCCAUCAGGUAUUGAUGUCAGCAUGGGUAUGUUAGAAGGCGAAGUAUUGACUGAGAAGAUAGGAGUGGAUAUUUGGGUGCGUGGAUUUAGCGUAUCUUCACUGCCUUCUACCCCUGCCGAGCGCUUUGCUGCUCUCUUCAGAGAACGUCAAAGAUGGGAAUGGCAACAUCUGGAGCCAUUUAUAAGGGAUUUGAGUGUACCCGGCCUUUCAUCAGAAGGUUUGCUUAUGAAGUAUACACGAAGAACACAACCUACUGCGGAUGCUGCACCUAUCUUCUCAGCAAGAUAAAAUCCUAGGACUUGUUCUACGCCAUUUUGGGACAUGGUGGUAAGGUUGUAACGUGAGACUGUAUAGACAAUCAUUAGUAUUGUCUUCCAUUCGCAGAGCUUAUGUUUUCUGUUUCAGGAGAAUCUGUCUUUUACAAUUUCAAGAACAAUUAUGCAGGAAAACCAAUUAGCUAUACAAGAAGCAAACUAUAAUUGACAUGCUGAUCAGCAAGAAGGCAUCACGAGCACUUGGUCUGCAUGUAUUCGAAACAUCAUAUCUACAUAAUAUAAUAAACCUCUUGUCAUA
Nymphaea colorata (pocket water lily) is the source of this 1482-nucleotide messenger RNA. RefSeq lists its product as uncharacterized. The record is from RefSeq and is a predicted model, not a curated record. Lineage: Eukaryota; Viridiplantae; Streptophyta; Magnoliopsida; Nymphaeales; Nymphaeaceae. Gene Ontology annotation, cellular component: chromosome, centromeric region; chromatin; nucleus. Gene Ontology annotation, biological process: maintenance of mitotic sister chromatid cohesion; mitotic sister chromatid cohesion. The transcript is spliced from 3 exons. The coding region runs from base 52 to 1197 and encodes 381 amino acids.